Molecule: messenger RNA, 1366 nt
Organism: Drosophila elegans
Lineage: Eukaryota; Metazoa; Arthropoda; Insecta; Diptera; Drosophilidae
Product: guanine nucleotide-binding protein subunit beta-like protein 1
Exons: 3
Coding region: 66-1037 (323 amino acids)
Molecular function (GO): protein binding
Source: RefSeq, a predicted model, not a curated record
UCACACUACCACGAGACAAACAAAAACAAACCAACAUUUAGUUAAUUUAAUUAAAUAAUUUAAAUAUGGCUGUGCUACCACCAGAUCCUGUAUUCAGUCUCCGAUCCCCCGACAUGGGCGCCGUACAUUCACUUUGCUUUCAGGAGAACGAUCGUUUGUUGGCGGGAACCCUCAAAGGCAGUGUUUUCCUUUGGGACUUGCAGACCAAUCGUUCCGCCCUGCACUUUGAGGUGGGAUCCGAGCCCAUCAGCAGCCUGCAUCAUACCCCCGACCGCCUGGUGACGCAGGAGAAGGGCGGCACCAUCACCAUGUUCUCCAUCGGAGGCAGCAGCUACGUGAAGGAGCGCAGCAUUCCGGGCAACCAUCUGGGCUACUGCCGAUCGGCCCUGCACACGGGCACCAGCAACACCAACGAGCAGCUGCUCUUCUAUCCCUGCGAUGAGUCCUCCAUCGGGGUGCUGCACGUGACGGAUGCGGCUGCGCCCACCCAAAUGCUGGUGCCCGACGAUCCGCAGUUGCCCAAACUGGGCAGUGUCACCUGCUUCAAGCCCUUCGAAAGUGCUUCGCAGCUGUUUCUGCUCGCUGGCUACGAGUCGGGCCACUUUCUCACCUGGGACAUCAGUUCGGGCGUGAUUGUGGAUGUGGUGGAGGUUGCCCCGGAUGCCACGACAGUGGACUAUGAUCCAGUCACAAAUCGCGGCAUUAUUGGUAGUCCCUCUGAAAAACUGAUUAGUUUUAGCUACCAGCGACCAUCGAUGCAAUUGCAGCGCGGCUCGGAGCUGAGCAUCAAAAACCCAGGUGUAAACUGCGUACGCAUUCGCUCCGAUCAGAAGGUGUUCGCCAGCGCUGGCUGGGAUGGACGCAUCCGGAUCUUCUCGUGGAAGAGCCUCCGACCGCUGGCCGUGCUCACGCAGCACAAGCAGGGUGGCGUAAUGGACCUGGCCUACUCCAGCCAGCCGGUUUCCAUGUGGCGGGCACCCAUUAUGGCUGCGGCGGGCAUGGACGGCCAGAUAUCGCUAUGGGACCUCUACAAUUGAGCUUAAGUGUUACAGCGUCUGUUCCAGAUUUCCCUGACUGCAACGGUUCAGAAAUCCUCUUGAAAUAGCUUUACUUUUAGAAGUAUUUUUUGUAAGAACCUUUGGAUAAUUGUAUUGGUUCGGAAAUUGUUACUGAAUUUGGUUAGUUUUGGAGCCAAUUGAAGGUUAUGGCCACAUAUCGUAGGUGCCUGCAGCUAGUUUCUGGUAAUAUUAAGUACAAUUUGUUUACUUUUGGCACUCUUUAAAGAAAAUGGUAUUUUUUUAAUGAAAUGUAUCUUAUUAAAGUUUAUGAUUAUUGCCAACCAGAAGAAAGGUAUGGCGUCUAAUAA